UGGGUGUUGCCUCAUGCAAGAGAACUCAAGCAACUACAGUCAAUCCCUUUAAUCUAGUGAGUGACUAAGCAACUCAAAACUGUACAAUAAACCAGUCAGAUAAAAUUGUUCUUUAUUGAGAGUUUGGAGAGGAUCUGCUCAGUCUUGGCCAACAAUGGAGGCAAUAACUGCUGUUCUGGGCUUGGAAUGGAUCGACAGCAGGAGCAUUUUGAUAUUUCUGUUUGUCUUUCUGUUGCUGAGUGAUUAUUUAGUCAACAGACGACCAAAAAACUUUCCUCCUGGCCCCCAUUCUCUUCCUUUCAUUGGAGAUCUUCAUCGCAUCAACCCUUCCAGGCUUCACCUGCAGCUCACAGAGUUUGCAGAAAAAUAUGGAAAUGUUUUCAGCCUUCAUCUCUUUGGUGAGAGAGCAGUGAUCCUGAAUGGACACAAGCAGGUGAAAGAGGCCUUGAUCCAAAAAGGAGACGACUUUGUGGAUCGUCCCACCAUCCCACUGUUUGAGCAGUUUUAUUCAAACCAAGGCAUUGUGGUGUCAAAUGGUUAUCCAUGGAAGCAACAGAGGAGAUUUGCUCUUCAUACACUAAGAAACUUUGGUUUAGGCAAAAAGACAAUGGAGAAAUAUAUCCAGGAGGAGUGCCACUAUCUCUCAGAAGCUUUUGCAGAGCUCAAGGGUAAGCCCUUCAAUGCCCAAGCACUGAUUAACAACGCAGUGUCCAAUAUAAUUUGUUGUCUGGUUUUUGGGGAACGAUAUGAGUAUUCUGAUAAACAGUACCAGCAAAUUCUGAAGGACAUUAAUGACAUCAUGAUCCUGCAGGGAAGUUUUUCAGCUCAGCUCUUCAACUCGUUUCCUUGGCUGAUGAAGAAACUUCCUGGACCUCAUCAGAAAAUAUUAUCUCUGCUGUCGAAGUUGAUUGACUAUGCAAAAGUUAAGAUUGCAGAGCACAAAGAAAAUCUUGACCCCUCCUCUCCAAAAGACUACAUCGACUCGUUUCUCAUUGAGAUGGGACAGAAUGAAGGCCAAGACUCUAGCUUUGAUAUUAGCAAUUUGUGCAUGUGCACCCUGGACCUUUUUAUUGCUGGAACUGAAACUACCACCACUACUUUACACUGGGGGCUGCUCUACAUGAUCUACUAUCCUGAUAUUCAGGAGAAGGUCCAGGCUGAGAUCGACGCUGUGAUUGGUUCAUCCAGACAACCGUCUAUGGCUGAUAAAGAAAACAUGCCCUACACUGAAGCAGUCAUCCAUGAGAUCCAGAGAAUGGGAAACAUCCUCCCUCUCGGUGUCCUCCGUAUGGCAAGCAAGGACACCACUCUUGACAAAUACACAAUCCCUAAGGGUACAAUGAUAAUCCCUGCUCUGAACUCUGUCCUCCAUGAUGAGUCCAUGUGGGAGACUCCACACUCUUUCAACCCUAAACACUUCCUGGACAAGGAUGGGAAGUUUAGAAAGAGAGAGGCCUUCAGUCCUUUUGGUGGAGGUAAACGUGUGUGUCUCGGGGAACAGCUGGCCAGGAUGGAGUUGUUUCUGUUUUUCGCCUCCCUCCUUCAGAGGUUUUCGUUUUCGGCGCCUGCAGGAGAAAAACUCAGUCUGGAGAACAGUAUGGGAUUCACUCGCUGUCCCAAACCUUACCGCCUCUGUGCUGUCCCACGAUAAACCUUCUAGCAUCUCAAACUAACACGCUGAUUGUUUUAAGCUUUGGUUGAAUUUUUUUUUUUUUCUUACAAUCUCUGGUCACUAAAGUCAAAGAGUUAAACAGAGAUGUCCUAAUAACAAUUAUCUGGCUGCAUUGUUGUUGUAAAGUUUGUAAAUUGAUAGUACUUGCUUAAAAGUCCAUAUUCAUUAAAUACUGUAAUUAGUUAUUGUAACUUUGACUUGUUCUCUUAACAUUUAAAAUGGCCGUCAUCCAGGCGUAGCUCCUGCAGUAGAUGGUAAAACUCAAUGUACUACGAGUGUCUCUGAAUAAUCUGGUCAACCCAGACACACUUCUAUUGAGGUCUCCAAAAUAUAUAAACCCAAGGUACUCACUCACCAUCAUCCAUGUUUUCCAUGAUUUGGUGACCAAUGAAGUCCUGAAAAAUGCUGGCAGUAUCUCCUCCAACACGUAGCCGGGGUAUCAAGACGUCAAAGACUUUAAGGGCAGGGAUCGAGCAGCAAAUCUGAAAGAGGGACGGUCAAUGCGAAUUUGACACGCAAAUCAAAUCUGAUGUGAAUGCAGCUUUACACUUAUAAAUACAUUUUAAGUUUGAAUUUUCCUUCAAUGAGAUUUGAAAAACACAAGCAUCUGUAUCUUUUGAAAAAAAAAAAA
Molecule: messenger RNA, 2303 nt
Organism: Oryzias melastigma (Indian medaka)
Lineage: Eukaryota; Metazoa; Chordata; Actinopteri; Beloniformes; Adrianichthyidae
Product: cytochrome P450 2J2
Exons: 9
Coding region: 155-1651 (498 amino acids)
Biological process (GO): xenobiotic metabolic process
Cellular component (GO): intracellular membrane-bounded organelle; cytoplasm
Molecular function (GO): oxidoreductase activity, acting on paired donors, with incorporation or reduction of molecular oxygen, reduced flavin or flavoprotein as one donor, and incorporation of one atom of oxygen; iron ion binding; heme binding
Source: RefSeq, a predicted model, not a curated record